UCUCCUCGUGGUCAAUUUUAUCGCUGUUCGCCGGCUUCUUCACCUUCUCAAAACCUCCGAAAACCUGGGGCGGGGCCGAGCCUACGCGAGAUAAGUUAUUUACGUGACGGAAAGACGUCUCAGGCCCGGCAGCACCGCCCGGGCCCGCGCCGCGCUGGAGCUCGCUUUUCUUGGAUCCCUUGCCCGUUCGGAUCCCAACCCCUCCGUUCCCUACUCCCAUGGCGGCGGCCCAGCUGAGGGCCCCGGCUCAGCAGAGCAGUGUGACCUUUGAAGAUGUGACCAUAGACUUCUCCUGGGAGGAAUGGGAUCUGCUUGGUGAGGCUCAGAGACGCUUGUACUGUGACGUCAUGCUGGUGAAGUUGGCACUUAUUACCUCCCUGGGUAAGACCUCAGAAUCUUCUAGUUUUCUGAACCAGUCCCUGUCCUGUCAUUAUCCCCAGAAACAACAUUGCAGAAUCCACACUGGAGAAAGGCCUUAUGAGUACAGUGAAUGUGGGAAAUCUUUUUUUGUAAUUUUUGGACUCUGUCAGAUCAAGACAUCACACUGGAUUACGGCCUUAUGA
This is a messenger RNA of Sorex araneus (European shrew), 563 nucleotides long. Its product is annotated as zinc finger protein 792-like. The transcript is spliced from 3 exons. Bases 219 to 563 code for a protein of 114 amino acids. Gene Ontology annotation, biological process: regulation of DNA-templated transcription. Lineage: Eukaryota; Metazoa; Chordata; Mammalia; Eulipotyphla; Soricidae. The record is from RefSeq and is a predicted model, not a curated record.